GCUCGGUGUGCCGCGGAGAGAGGACGGCUCAGAGGAUAUCUGUGGACUCCAGGAAACACGCAGCCGGAGGAUAAUCACAGUGUCUGCAUCUGCUUGCUGCUUCUUCUGACCCGAAGAUACACAUUUCUGAGACUUCUUUGUGCCCAACAAAUUGAGAGCAAUCAAAGCUCAGACCCAGGUCUGUGUGAUAAACAUGGGAGACCCGAGAUCAGUCCAGCCCCUGCUGCCCCUGCUGCUGCUCCUGACGCUCCUUGCCAGGCUGUCACAGCUGUGGGCCUUCCCCUUCAGCCCAUCACUGGACCUGGAUGUCACUCCCAGGACGACUGUCUUCUCCAAAGGUCUGUUGGGCGGCGCCCGUUUCACCGGCUCUUCCAGGAACUACAGCACCCUCCUGCUGGAGGAGGAUGCCGGGCUGCUGUUCGUGGGAGGCAGAGGAGCCCUGCACGCGCUCAACACCACCAACAUCUCCACGCCUGCAAACCUCACAAUUGAUUGGGAUGCUUCCCCUGAACAGAAGAAGCAGUGUCUAAACAAAGGCAGAGACAAUCAGACGGAGUGCUACAAUCACAUCCGCUUUCUGCAGAGAUUCAAUGAGACUCACCUGUACGCCUGCGGAACAAACGCCUUCAGACCUCUUUGUGCUUACAUAGAUGCAGAGCGGUUCAGCUUCUCCUCAGGCUUCGAGGAGGGCAGAGACAGGUGUCCGUAUGACCCAGCAAAAGGAUACACAGGGCUCCUCGUAGACGGCGAGAUGUUCACAGCCUCUCAGUAUGAGUUUCGCAGCUCUCCAGACGUGCGCAGAAACUUCCCCUUCCCCACACUCAGGACAGAGGAAGCUCCCACCCGAUGGCUUCUGGAGGCAGAUUUUGUUGGCUCCGUGCUGCUGAAGGAGAGCAUCAACAGCUCUAUCGGCGACGACGACAAGAUUUACUUCUUCUUCACGGAGAGAAGUCAGGAGCAGAUUGCCUACCCGAGCCAGACCAAGGUGUCCAGGGUUGCCCGAGUCUGCAAGAAUGACUGGGGAGGCCAGAGGACCCUGCAGAGGAAGUGGACAUCCUUCCUCAAGGCCAGAAUGGUGUGUUCGGUCCCAGAAUAUGAGCUGCACCUCAAUAUCCUGCGCAGUGUGUUCGUCCUGCAGGGUCGAGAUGCUCAAAGCAGCAUUUUCUACGGCGUCUUUGGCCUGGAAUGGAAGAAUAUCAAAGCAUCUGCUAUCUGCCAGUACGCCUUCUCAGAUGUGCAGAAGGCUUUCGAGGGGCCAUACAUGGAGGUGCAGGACACAAAGUGGAGGGAGUACACGGGGAAAGUUCCAGAACCAAGACCUGGAUCUUGUAUAACAGAUGUGCACAGGUCCCAGGGCAUCAACUCAUCUCGAGACCUCCCAGACAAUGUCCUCACCUUUGUCAGAAGGCACCCUCUGAUGGCCAGCCAGGUGCACCCGAUAGGGGUGCGCCCACUCAUGUUCAAGAGGAGUGUCAACUAUGUCAAGAUUGUCGUGCACAAGGAGCCAGCGCUGGAUGGAAACAUUUACACUAUUCUGUUUUUGGGAACGGAUGAUGGCUGGCUGCACAGAGCUGUAGACAUCGAUGGAGAAAUGCACAUCAUAGAAGAGCUGCAGCUGUUUGACAAACCUCAGCCCAUAGAGAGCAUGGUCUUAUCCUCUGCUCUGCGGAGCAUCUAUGUCGGCUCCCACUCUGGAGUCGUGCAGGUACCAAUGUCCGCCUGUCAGAGGUACACUUCCUGUUACGACUGCGUGUUCGCCAGAGAUCCUUUCUGUGGCUGGGACGGGAGGACGUGUGUGGAAAUAUCUACACGUGCACAGAGGUCAAACCUAACCCAGGAUAUCUUGAAAGGAGUCAGGGGCUGCAAGGAGAAUUCAGGAAAUGUGGUCCAUCGGAGGAGGUCUGUGAUGUCGGGUGACGACGUGCUGCUCCAGUGCGAACUGCGCUCCAACCUGGCAACUCCACGCUGGACACUAAACGGCAAAGAGCUCCAGGGAUAUGGCCUCAAUUCAGGCUACCGCAUCGGCACAGAUGGCCUCCUCAUAAUCGGAGCACGUGCCCAGCAGAGCGGGUCCUAUCGCUGCUUUGCUGUGGAGAACUCCGUCUCAGUCCUGGUUUAUCUCUACACAGUCAGGGUGCACACGGACUCCUACUUCCCCGUGGAGCCCACGGACUCGACUGAUGCCACUACAGUUUCCAGCCCGACUGUUUUCUCCACCACCAGCAGCCCCACUGAGCAGCCUCUGCCCUCACCUCCCGCCCCGCUGCCUCCAGGAGCUGAGUUCCAGACCUACAGACACAUGGAGGCCGUGUACAUCUCCCUGGUGGCAGUUCUCGGGGGGCUUUGCUUGGUGUUGACUGUGGUGCUGCUUUAUGUGAGCUUCUGCACCAGGCGGGCCUCUCACGACCGCAAGUUCUCCCAGCAGGGGCUGCAGGUCCUGGGGGCAUCUGAAAGAAAAAGGAGCUCCCUUCUUGAGCUUAAAACCAUCUCUAGCCACUGCAACGGCCGCCAGGGUCGCCGCUCCAUCUCGGUGCCGACCUUCGGGGACAUGGGUGAUGGCUUCCUCCAGAUAGUUCCAGGUGAAGGCCAGUUCUCUCCGUGCAGAACACCUCCCCCAGCCCCUCCUCUUCCUAUGCCACCGCCGCUGCCCAACAUGGACUACGCCAACGGGCUGUCGGCAACUCUACCCAGUGUGCUGAGGAAGAUGAACGGGAACAGCUACGUGCUGCUGAGGCAGGCCGACCACGACGGCAUGUCGCCGCUCUACCACUCCUUUACAGAGGAGCUCAACAGGAUCCUGGAGCAGAGGAAACACACACAGCUGGACCUGCAGCCUGACGAGAGCUCCAUCUAGGACGCCCCUCUCAGUCUUUGUCGCAGUUAUUUAUUUUUUGACCCCGACGGUUAGUUGUGGGGAGAACUGACUGUUGUAUCAAACGCUGUUGUUAUUUACCCAGUGUCAGAGUACCUGCAGGUCGUGUCCUCACCUGAUCUGAAAUGUGAAGCCUCUUGUGUCUCCCAUGACUAAAUGGCCCAUGAUUUCACUUCAAUAACAGACUACACUAAGCAGAGAUUGCUCUUUGAAAAGGUGGAGCUGUGAAAAUGUGACCAUGGACUGCACUGUAGACUCUCUGGAGGCCUGUGAUUAAAGAUGGUGGUCAGAUGACACAAAGGUGCAAAGUGGGACACAAAUAUAAGUCAGGCCAGGAGGUGAUCACGUAUUAAUGACUGUGGAAGUGUUCAGGAAGUUUUUAGAGCUGCGUAAUGAUUGCAGUCUAUAGAGCAAUAUGAUGUGAUGCUCCACCCAAAAUCUGUCUAUUGGGCAUUUGGCUACACUUCAACCUGAAAGCAUGUUGCAAAUUUGACAUGAGGAUGUUCCUUCACUGGUCUAGGAGAGAGCAGGUUUGACUCACCCGUAGAUGAAGGACUGGACUCACCAUGCAAAGUAGCUGUUUCGGCUGUGAGGCCCCCUCUGAUUUUGGGCAGAUGUUGGCAAUUAAGGUUCUUUUAUGGGCAAAAAAAAAUGCAUCCUUUUGGGAUGAAUUGGCUGACAUCCCACCUCCAGGUGUGUCCUGUCAGUGGCUAAUGAGGAGACAUCCCCUUUCGACCCCACUCCCAUGUGUGACUUCAGAGCUGACUCUCCAGUCUCCACCCACAAACACACAAAUCUACCAAACUCAAGGACUACUAGAAGACUUAUCAUAACUUUUUUUUAAUGAACAUAUCUUUAUUAGCAUUUUAGGAGUCGUCACAAAACCAUACAGUGACACGAGUUGCUCCCCCACCUCCAGGGCUUUUGAGCUCCUCAUCCAAGGUUGAAAAUUUAGGAUGACAACAGUGACAAUAAAAACACAUAGCAGUAAAUAAUAAGAAUGAUAAGUUAAGAACAUAAGUGUGUAUGAGUCAUUGCAGUGCAUAAAAAGCAGCUGGGAGAUUUUCAAAUGUCUGUUAGAAUGGAGGAUUCAAUGACUACAUUGUAUUAAUCAUCUCACCCUGGUUGUCAUUCUGGGGAAAGGGAGGUCAGGCUCUUAACAUAAUUGAUCAGGAGCUGCCAGUUACUAUAAAAUUUGGCUGUCGAACCUUUUAUAGAAUAUGUUAUCCAUUCCAACUCCAUAAAAGACAUUGUAUAAUGCAGCCAUGAAACAGGUGACGGGGGCAGCAGUUUCCUCUAAAUUUCCUGACAGGUUAUUAAAGAGGUUAAUGAGGUUACUUUUGCUUGCUUUGUGGAUAUAUUUUUGUCAAUCUUAGGUACACCAAGUAUUGCAAUAUGUGGGGAUGGUUAUAUUACUUGUUCUAAUAUCGGUGGUUUUCAAACAUUUUAUGCCCUGGGCAAAAUUUAAGGCACACCUGUAUUUAUAUCUGUGCACAACGUGUGUUGUCCCUUUUAUCAUGAUAUAAGAUAAUAAUAACUAGUGCAUACCCAUUGGCAGCUUUGUCACCUUCUACCUAUGCCAGUCCUCAAUGCCUAUGUGCAGUUUCACAUUGAUUGACCACGUCAGUGAGUAGAAAAACGUGGGACAGACAGAAUGACUGACUGACAGAAUGACACACUGACAGUACAGCAUACCAUACCAUGACUUAGUCAUACCAAAAAUUAGAAAAAACAACAAACAUUGGUCCACAGGGGGAGCCACAGCGAUCGGUCGCAUUUUAGCCAUUUUGAAGCAUUUUUCUGUUGUUAUAGCGCCACCCAGUUGCCAAUUAGAGUUAAAUUUCUCCAGUCACCUUGAGGCGUCCUGUUCUACAUAUCUACCAAGUUUAGUAAAAAUCCAUAUGGCGGUUAGGCCUAGAUAAGAAAUGAGCUCUCUAGCGCCCCCAUUUUGUUUGAUGGGGUCAAUAAUGGAGGGGUCCCCUCAGAUUAUGUGUGGUCA
Molecule: messenger RNA, 4871 nt
Organism: Epinephelus fuscoguttatus (brown-marbled grouper)
Lineage: Eukaryota; Metazoa; Chordata; Actinopteri; Perciformes; Serranidae
Gene: sema4gb
Product: sema domain, immunoglobulin domain (Ig), transmembrane domain (TM) and short cytoplasmic domain, (semaphorin) 4Gb
Exons: 15
Coding region: 194-2854 (886 amino acids)
Biological process (GO): semaphorin-plexin signaling pathway; neural crest cell migration; negative chemotaxis
Molecular function (GO): semaphorin receptor binding; chemorepellent activity
Source: RefSeq, a predicted model, not a curated record